UUUAAGUGGGAGAGUGUUCUUCGUUAAAUCCAUAGAAUCAACUAGCAGUCUCAGAAGUAGCAGCUUCCCUUAAUUUCCCUCGAGCCUUGUUUCAAAAAAAAAAAAAAAGAAAAAAAAGAAAAAAGAACUCAACUAAUAAUCCAAAUGAACCACCAACAGCACUACAUCAACAACCACCCACUCAGUCCACCCUCAACCUCAACCAACACACCCAACUCACUCUCAAACAACACCCAGGAUGACAGCGUACAACUCGACUACCCCCCCAAAUCACCAGACGAGAUGCCCUCCUCAACCAGACUGCUCCUCUCCUCAACCUCAACCUCAACAACCUCAACAACAACAACAACAACAACCACCUCAUCCCUAUCAUCCGAACAACUGAACUACAACAAACACAAACAUGCCCUCCAACUCACAUCCAUCCCCCUCCAUCUGCCCAAACCCAAACAACAACUACCCAUCUCAUCAAACCGAAUACCUUCGAACCAACAGCACAACAGCGACCUGCUCGCUAGCUUCUCCGAAGAAUGUCGUAAGAUGUUCCAUACCGGGGAUCCGAUCGCCACCAAGAACGUCGAAUCGAUCAUCAAAAACUUGCCGGCUGCAUCCAAAGCUGCAUAUACCAAGCAGAUGGCAACCGUUCGAUCGCAAUUCCAUCGAGAUGCAGCCAGCUCAAGACGGGCCGAGGUAGACAAACUGCUACACGACACUCUGCCCUCAUCGAUCAUCAUCAAGGCCGUCGGAAACGACUCGAGUCUGUGGGCCUUACGCUCUCCCAGGGCUCGCCAAGAACGACUGGAUCGACUCAAGAAAUUCAUCAAUGCUCAUUGCGUCCGGAACAUGGUUGGCGUCCAUCCUUUCUUUAAUUCCCUCUGCGCCGUCCUUCAUCUCUUGAGCUUGCCUGCUAGGAAGUCCGGCGCUGGCAAAAGAAGAGUCGAGUGGGAGAUCGAUCUGGCGUUGUUCUGUGAGGCAGGGGGGGAGCCGUUCUUAGUAGACAGUAUCCAAUUACUCAAAGGCGUACUAGGGUUUGAGGACCAUUUGAAGCCAUUAGUAGCCUCCUCAUUGAGGAAUUCAUUUGGGACGCACAACACUAGCAACAAGAGCUAUUCAGUAGUGGAAGAUUCGGAGGAUGAGGAUGGAGCGGAAGGCUUAGUGAUCGGGCAUGUAGAUGGGGACGAUGGGAUGACGUUAGAGGAGCGACAGGAGCUGGAGCUCGACGAGGCCUACGACCCGUCGAGCGUCGGCGAGGGUCCCUUUGCGGACGACACUCGGGCCGGCGGCGAGGAUGAAGGCUAUGGACAAGCUCGCGGCCUCAAGGGUAAGACGACCCUCAGAGCGCGCGACCGGGCCCUCUCCGAUCCGUUCCUCGACCCCGCUCCGCCCGCCCGCUCUUCUGCUGCUCGUGACCUGGCCACCUCGUCGCCGAGGAUCACCGUCUCUCCUCCGGCCACCGAAGAAGAACACGAACACCAUCAGAUCGGGAAGCCCAGUCCACUCGGCUUAGGAUACCCCCAACCGCUCUCUAAUCCUCAUCAUCAUUUCCAUCACCCUUCAAAACCGAAAUCGAAAACCAAACGGUCUGCUUCUUUCGAUCAAGAACUGCCUUCGCAUCGUCGCUCACCGACUCAAAACUCAUUGGAUGCACCACCGCCCUCGGAAAUCAGACUGUUCAGAUCGCCCUCCUAUCUCACCAAUCCCGAACUCUUGGAACUCAUCUCGGUGUUCCCCAACUUCAUCAAAGUGCGGAUCAAAUCGAUCAAGUUCGAUCGGCUCGGCAUCCUCGACUCGUCUUCUUCCUCCUCCAUCAAAGACCGACACGAGAAACAUUCAGUGUCUGAGUCGGCGGCCUCGUCGAAGAGGAAGGGCUCCUCGGGACAACUCUAUCCCAACGGCCGUUCGGCCGGUCCAAGCGCGGCCCCAAACGCCGGCUUCUUCGGCCACGGCUCCAUCCAACUCUCCGUGUUCGAAAAAGACCUCGGAUGGAAAGGCUCGUUCAUCGAACGGAUCAAAAUGUUCUUCUUUAGAUUCUUCAAGUUUUAGAAACCCCCCCCCCCCAAAAAAAAAACAACACCCCCGAUGAUCUUUGUUUUCUUGGCUUUCUUGGGCAGCGGUUCUUGAGCGUUUUGGUGUCCGUCUUUUUCUUGAAUAACAUUGAGCAACAAUCACAGCAACCACCACCACCACCACCACCAAGAACAAUCAUGAAGAACAAAUCAAAGCUUGCCUUGCUUGCUGGCUUUUGGCCCUCUUUUUUUUAUUGAAUAAAUGAAUCAGUAUGUAUGUAUACUCGAAUCAAAGAUGAUCAGGCUCCCUUUUUUUCCCCCUUUUAAGUUACAAUACUGCUUAUGUUUUUCUUCAAUCAAAAGAUGCUCACACACAUAGACUCUUGUUCUCAUCUUCUGCCGGGUGGUUGAGUUUCUUCUUCCCCUUAUGAUACAUUCAAACUCGGCUUAUAUCUCUCUCUGUUUCUCUCUUGAAGCUUCCUUUUUUUUCUUCUCCCUUCUCUUCCCUGCUCUUAUUCUCUUCUCUUCUCUCUCUUUCUCUUGACUAUUAAACUUAUUUCAAACAUCUUUUUUUUUGGUUCUCCUUCUUUCUAAUAUAUCAUUGACCUCAUAUCAUCAUCAUCAUCAUCACCACCAAAAAAACUAAUCCAAUUUAAUCUAGUUUCCUUUUUUUUUCUUUUUUGAUAGAUCAACUACCUUUUUUUCUUUCCUUUUUCUUGGGCGGUUUGAUUGGUUGGUUCUUUUUUUUGCUCAAUUGAUGAUCACCUUAUUUUUUAGUUGUUUGAUGAUUUUUUUUUGUUGAUGAUGAUGAUGAUGAUCAUGACUUUUGAUUUGAUAUGAUGAGAUGGAUGUGAGAUUGAAAAUGAAAUGUGACGAGUUUCAGAUCCAGAAUA
Puccinia graminis f. sp. tritici CRL 75-36-700-3 is the source of this 2899-nucleotide messenger RNA. RefSeq lists its product as uncharacterized. The record is from RefSeq and is a predicted model, not a curated record. The transcript has 4 exons. Lineage: Eukaryota; Fungi; Basidiomycota; Pucciniomycetes; Pucciniales; Pucciniaceae. Bases 145 to 2043 code for a protein of 632 amino acids.